CGCCGGAAGCUGCCCAGAGGCCGAACAUGGCGACCGCCUGGGUCCUGCGCUGGGCCCUGAGCCGAACUGGAGCCUGGCUGCUCCCGCCGCCCGCGCGCUUCCYGUGCCGGACUCUACACAAGCAGGUAGACGGCACCGAGUUCCAGAGCAUCUACAGCUUGGACAAGCUCUACCCUGACUCCAAGGGUUCGGACACCGCUUGGAGGGUCCCGGAUGAUGCAAAGCAAGCCAGCAAUGACAUCCCACUAGAUCGCUUGACGAUAUCUUACUGUCGGAGUAGUGGUCCCGGCGGACAGAAUGUAAACAAAGUGAAUUCCAAGGCUGAAGUCAGGUUCCAUUUGGCCACAGCUGACUGGAUUGCAGAGCCUGUGAGGCAGAAGAUUGCGCUCAAGCAUAAAAAUAAGAUCAACAGGGAAGGAGAGUUGAUACUCACCUCCGAAAGCAGCCGCUAUCAGUUCCGGAAUCUGGCAGAUUGCCUACAGAAAAUUCGAGAUAUGAUUGCAGAGGCCAGCCAGAUGCCCAAGGAGCCAUCCAAAGAAGAUGCUCAACUUCAGAGAAUCAGGAUAGAAAACAUGAAUCGGGAAAGGCUGAGACAAAAGAGAAUAAAUUCUGCCGUAAAGACAAGCAGGAGGGUAGACAUGGACUGAAAUCCCCCCAGCAUCCACUCUUCAGGGCAUUGGAGCAGCUGCAGCUGAGAGACCUGUAACGCCAUGAGGAUAUUCGUUUUCUUUAUCUUUUUUGCUGUUAACAUUGGAACCAUUAAGAGAGUAUUCAUUGGGAAUGAGGGCUUCAGGCACUGGUUGCAGGUCUUCAUAUACCAUCACCAUGUUGUUAAACCAUAGUUACCCAUUGACUAUAUUAUUAACUGCAAUAAAAUUUGUUUUUUUGAUAC
Urocitellus parryii (Arctic ground squirrel) is the source of this 892-nucleotide messenger RNA. RefSeq names its product mitochondrial ribosomal protein L58 (gene Mrpl58). Gene Ontology annotation, cellular component: mitochondrial large ribosomal subunit. NCBI's taxonomy places the organism in Eukaryota, Metazoa, Chordata, Mammalia, Rodentia, Sciuridae. The record is from RefSeq and is a predicted model, not a curated record. Gene Ontology annotation, biological process: mitochondrial translational termination. Gene Ontology annotation, molecular function: peptidyl-tRNA hydrolase activity; translation release factor activity, codon nonspecific.